This is a messenger RNA of Panicum virgatum (switchgrass), 3517 nucleotides long. RefSeq names its product 110 kDa U5 small nuclear ribonucleoprotein component CLO-like. Gene Ontology annotation, biological process: mRNA splicing, via spliceosome. Lineage: Eukaryota; Viridiplantae; Streptophyta; Magnoliopsida; Poales; Poaceae. Gene Ontology annotation, molecular function: U5 snRNA binding; GTP binding; translation elongation factor activity. The record is from RefSeq and is a predicted model, not a curated record. Bases 120 to 3107 code for a protein of 995 amino acids. The transcript is spliced from 10 exons. Gene Ontology annotation, cellular component: U2-type catalytic step 2 spliceosome; cytosol; U4/U6 x U5 tri-snRNP complex.
UCUCCACUCUCCGUUCCGCGCCUCUCUGCUCUUCGCCUCUUCCCUCCUCCCAAAUCCCAAACCUCUCGAGCCCGCUCCGCCGCCGAGCAAAACCCUAGCCGCUCCUCGCCUCCGCCGAGAUGGACGACAGCCUCUACGACGAGUUCGGCAACUACAUCGGCCCGGAGCUCGCUGACUCCGACGCCGACGAUGACUCGGACGCCGGCGGCGCCUCCCCGUCCCCCUCCGCAUCGCGUUCGCCGUCCCCCGCCGCGCGCUCCCCGUCGGGAUCCCCCUCCCGCCCGGCCGCGCUCAUGGACGUCGACGAGGAGGAGGACGGGGACCCGUCACAGCAGGCCGUGGUGCUCGCCGAGGACAAGAAGUACUACCCCACCGCCGAGGAGGUGUACGGGCCGGGCGUGGAGGCGCUCGUUAUGGACGAGGACGAGCAGCCGCUGGAGCAGCCCAUCGUCGCGCCGCCCCGCGUCGUGAAGUUCGAGGUCGGGACCCGCGCCGCGGCCACGUCCACCUACGCGUCCACCGACUUCCUCCUGGGGCUCGCGGGGAACCCCGCGCUGGUGCGCAACGUCGCCCUCGUCGGUCACCUCCAGCACGGGAAGACGGUGUUCGUGGACAUGCUCGUGGAGCAGACACACGAGGUGGACACGUUCGACUCCGAGGGGGAGCGCCACGUGAGGUUCACAGACACUAGGGUGGACGAGCAGGAGCGGCAGGUCUCCAUCAAGGCCGUGCCAAUGUCGCUCGUGCUCGAGGGGGGAAAUGGCAAGUCAUACCUGUGCAAUAUCAUGGACACGCCAGGGCAUGUCAACUUCUCCGAUGAGAUGACUGCGGCACUGCGGCUUGCGGAUGGGGCUGUGCUUGUUGUUGAUGCUGCUGAGGGAGUAAUGGUUAAUACCGAGAGGGCGAUUCGUCAUGCAAUCCAAGAAAGGCUUCCCAUUGUUGUUGUGAUUAACAAGGUUGACCGAUUGAUAACAGAACUAAAGCUGCCUCCAAAUGAUGCAUAUUUCAAGUUGCGGCAUACUCUGGAGGCAAUUAAUGAUCUUAUCUCAUCAUGUUCUACUACAGUAGGUGGCACUCAGCUGGUGGAUCCUGUUGCUGGAAAUGUAUGUUUUGCAAGUGGUGCUGCUGGCUGGUCUUUUACCUUACAAUCUUUUGCUCAUCUUUAUUUAAAGAUUCAUGGGAUUCAAUUUGAUCAUGAGAAAUUUUCAUCGCGCCUAUGGGGAGACUUGUAUUUUCACCCUGAUUCGAGAACCUUCAAAAAGAAGCCGCCAAAGGAAGGAGCUAAUAGAUCAUUUGUUGAGUUUAUCCUUGAGCCUCUGUACAAAAUAUAUAGUCUGGUUGUCGGUGAGCAGAAGGGGAAUGUUGAGUCAAAGCUUGCUGAAUUGGGCGUCACCCUGAGCAAUGCAGCUUAUAAGCUGAAUGUUAGGCCUUUGCUGAGGUUAGCUUGUCGCUCAAUUUUUGGCUCUGCUACUGGUUUUACGGAUAUGUUAGUGAAGCAUAUACCCUCUGUGAAGGAUGCUGCCGCAAGGAAGAUAGACCACAUAUACACUGGCCCACAAGAUUCCUCUAUUGUGGAUGCUAUGAAAAAAUGUGAUCCCAAUGGACCCCUUAUGGUUAAUGUAACAAAAUUAUAUCCUAAGUCUGACUGCAGUGUCUUUGAUGCCUUUGGACGAGUUUAUAGUGGUACGAUACAGACAGGACAGACUGUGAGGGUCCUUGGAGAAGGCUAUUCUCCAGAUGAUGAAGAGGAUAUGACUGUUAAAGAGGUGACCAAAUUGUGGGUUUAUCAGGCACGGUAUCGUGUUGCAAUUAGUAAAGCACCUGCUGGUUCUUGGGUUCUUAUUGAAGGUGUAGAUGCAUCAAUCAUGAAAACUGCCACAAUAUGUCCAAUGAACAUUGAUGAAGAUGUGUACAUAUUUAGACCUCUGCGGUUCAACACCUUGCCUGUUGUAAAAAUAGCAGCUGAGCCUCUUAACCCGAGUGAGCUUCCUAAGAUGGUGGAAGGUCUUCGUAAAAUCAGCAAGAGCUAUCCUCUUGCUAUUACUAAGGUAGAAGAGUCUGGAGAGCAUACUAUACUGGGGACUGGUGAGCUAUAUCUGGAUUCUAUAAUGAAGGACCUCAGAGAGCUUUAUUCAGAGGUCGAGGUGAAGGUAGCAGAUCCUGUUGUUACAUUUUGUGAAACAGUUGUUGAUACUUCUUCGAUGAAAUGUUUUGCUGAAACACCGAACAAGAGGAACAAAAUUACUAUGGUUGCUGAACCACUAGAGAAGGGCUUGGCAGAAGAUAUUGAGAAUGGCCUUGUUAACCUUGAUUCCAGACAGAAAGAAAUCACUGACUUCUUUCGCCAGCGCUACCAGUGGGAUGUACUUGCAGCAAGGUCAAUAUGGGCUUUUGGACCUGACAAGCAGGGUCCUAACAUUCUUCUGGAUGACACACUUUCAGUUGAAGUGGACAAGAACUUUCUCAAUUCAAUCAAAGAUUCAAUUGUUCAGGGGUUUCAGUGGGGUGCUAGAGAAGGUCCUUUGUGUGAUGAGCCAAUAAGAAAUGUGAAAUUCAAGAUCUUACAUGCAAACAUAGCUCCAGAACCAUUGCACCGUGGUGGUGGUCAGAUAAUCCCCACAGCACGUCGUGUUGUCUAUUCUGCAUUCCUUAUGGCUAAUCCUCGCCUUAUGGAACCUGUGUAUUAUGUUGAGAUCCAAACACCAAUUGACUGUGUCUCUGCUAUUUAUACGGUGCUAUCCCGGCGACGUGGUCAUGUAACAGCUGAUGUACCCAAGCCAGGCACUCCUAUAUACAUAGUCAAGGCAUUUUUACCUGUUAUAGAGUCUUUUGGAUUUGAGACAGAUCUCAGAUACCAUACACAGGGGCAAGCAUUUUGUGUGUCAGUAUUCGAUCACUGGGCUAUUGUUCCUGGUGAUCCUUUAGACAAGAGUAUUGUCCUUCGCCCUCUGGAACCAGCACCAAUACAGCACCUUGCCCGAGAGUUCAUGGUAAAGACCAGGCGAAGGAAGGGCAUGAGUGAGGAUGUGAGCAUCAGCAAAUUCUUCGACGAGGCCAUGAUGCACGAGCUGGCUCAACAGGCUGCUGAUCUCCAUAUUCAAAUGUAGUUCGAAAGCGAGAUUAGAUGUGCUUGGUUGACCAAGCUGGAUCCAAGAUGGUCACACUUGAGAAGAUGCAAAUGAGUCAUCGGCAUUUUUAUUGCAGAUGGAAAGCUAGAAUCGCUCCUCUCUUCGGAAGUUCCAAUCGCACCUCCAUGUGCUGUCAUUUGCCAGCGGCUGUUGCGCCUGGAUUUUUGUUUGAUAUCAUGUGGGGAGCGACCAUUGUAGGAUCGGGUACCAUGACCAAUCGUGUAUGUACGAUUUCUGUAGCAUCUACAUCAUCUAACGAACUAGCGCGACCCAUUGAGGGUUAAGAGAUUUUUUGUUUAAUGUGUUAACUCUGAGUGGCGAUGACAUCUUCGGGGAUGUAGACAUGCAGAGCAUAAGUGAGAUUUUGACUGGCUUGAUCCCUUUUCUUU